AAUUGCCUUUAGUCUAGCUUUUCCACCCCUCAGACGAGCGCACGGGUUAUCAUCCAUCCGACAAGUAUCUUCUUGCCAUUGCCUGAACAGUCCAGUCUAAAACCCAUUGAUUUGACUAUUGUGGGCACUGAGUAAGCGAGUUGGAUUAAUAGGCGCCUCGAUCAGCAUCCCUAUUUUGAUUAGAGCAAUUUGUGGCGUCGCAGUUCUUUUGUCCGAAGCCGAAGAAUCGCCUAAUGUGGAAUCAAUACUACCGUUUGGGUAAUCCAAACGACUGCACCAGAAUAGAUUCUGAAAGGGCAUGCUCCUGUGCGGUGAGCUACGUGGCUCUCUCCGUUUGAAUUAUCACGUAAAUAGCUAUUUGGGCGGCGAGCUAGCAGACGUAUCACCAUACAACAAACUGCUGGCGCUGACGCGUGGCAUGGCAGCAGUGGCCGCUAUUCAGCACUCUCAAGACGCUGAGGACGUCUUUCUCGAAAAUGGUCUUCUCAGUUACGAGAACCCCAACUACCACUUGGGACCGUCGAAUCGAAUUGCAGACGCUUUGAAUUCCAACACGGAAAAACUGUACGAAGGCAUCUAUCAGGAGUUGGACGAUAUCUGCAAUAUGGGCGGCCAUACAGGGAGAAGUUCGGUGAAUGUAACGGCUGGCAGGAAAGCGUAUGCGGCUCUGGAUGUGGAGUCCAUGGGUGUGGAUGUUAAUUCUGGAGCGUUAGCCCCGACCAAUACUGUGGAUAAUCGAAGGGAUAUUGAGUGGAAUGGAAACACUGAUACCAUUGAAAGGGACAAAAAUAAUAGCACAACUAUUUGGGACAAUAUAUGUCACACGAUGGCCACUCAAAACUCAGAUCUGAUCCCACAUAUAGUGGGCGGGCUCAAUAACGACCUCUACGCCAUUCCAGUGAAGAAGUUCAGUAAAACGUCCCCGCCCGAAAAGUGCAAUGAAAUCCUCAGCCCUGACCAGGAAUGGGACAGGGACAAAAUCAUCCUACCACCCGGAUGGGAAAAACAUGAAGAUAAUGAUGGCCCCUAUUACUGGCACAUUAAGAGCGGCACUAUUCAGCGGGAAAUGCCGCUUCUGGAGUCGGAAAAGGAAAAGUCCGAUUGCAAGUCGAGCUUCAAGGAGAGCGAUUUCAUAUCAUCCUUCGAGUCCAGCAUGACGGUCACCAGAAGCAGCACCAGUUCGGCUCUGGACUUGGAUGCUGACGAUAGGAAGCGGAAGGAAGAACUAGCUUUAAAGAGAAGAAGUUAUCCAUCGAAACCAGAACAGGACGUUAAAGAACGACCCAUUCGUUUCGCUGUUCGUUCCUUGGGAUGGGUGGAAAUAGCAGAAGACGAUCUGACUCCUGAGCGUAGUAGCAAAGCUGUAAAUAAGUGUAUAGUCGAUUUAUCCUUAGGCAAGAAUGAUCUGUUGGAUGUAGUUGGUAGAUGGGGAGACGGCAAAGACUUAUUUAUGGAUCUGGACGAGGGCGCUUUGAAGCUUUUCGAUCCGGAAAAUCUCACCGUGUUGAAUACCCAGCCAAUUCACACGAUUCGAGUGUGGGGCGUCGGUAGAGACAACGGCAGAGAAAGGGAUUUUGCUUACGUUGCGAGAGACCGCACUACUCGAAAGCACAUGUGCCAUGUGUUUCGAUGCGAUAUGCCGGCACGUACAAUCGCCAACACUCUCAGGGAUAUUUGCAAGAAAAUCAUGAUUGAAAGGAGCCUGCAGCAGAAUCUGGGCAAAGCCAUUGUAGACUCAAAUGGGAGGAGCGUCGCGACUCGGCCUUGCAACUUACCAACUGAGCAUCGACGACCUGCUAGAAACAGUCAGAUUUUUGUUUCUCAGUCGUUUCCCACUCCUAUGGAGGAGCCCAAGAAAGUUCUUCGCGCCCAAUACCUCGGAUGCACACAAGUCAAUAAUGCAACUGGAAUGGAAGUUUUGAAUGAUGCUAUCGAAAGACUGGUAACUGCAGUGACGCCAGAUAAGUGGCAGGCUGUUAACAUAUCCAUCGCGCCUUCGAUGAUUUCCGUUCAUCAUCCUACCGAUGACCGUUUAUUGGCCGAAUGUCGAGUAAGGUAUCUCUCAUUCCUAGGUAUAGGAAAAAACAUCAAACAUUGCGCUUUUGUGAUGCACACUGCGCAAGAUACGUUCAUGGCUCACGUAUUUUAUUGCGAGCCUUCUUCAGGCGCUCUAUGUAAAACAAUAGAAGCAGCUUGUAAGUUGAGAUACCAGAAGUGUCUGGACGCUCAUCCGCAAGGCUUGGGCCAUUGUAGCAGCAAUGUGAACACGCCUGGCAGCAGUAUCGGAGCAGCGUUGAAAUCAAUUGUUGGUUCACUUAGGGGACGAAAAAGCAAAAGUGCUGACUCUUGAGAUACGGAAUUGCCCACAUUACAGCCGUUAAAGGGAAUUAAAGUUUCCGCCCAAAGAAAAGCCAACCCUCUGUAGAGGGUCAGCUACCCCUCACUUUCACCUAGAGGCACCUUCAAGCUCGCUGAAAUAUUCAUAUUGGUGAUGUGGGAAUGGAGUCAUUAACCUACUCAAUAUUGCUAAAUUUAACUGGAAUCUCAUUUACCUGAAAUCACUCUCUCAUCAAAUAGUCGAAUAUUUUCUCUGAAGGUGAUUAACACGUAAAAAACAACUAAUAUCGCGGCAACAGUAGUUGCCGUUCUAUUUUAGCUUCUUUCGUACUAGUUGCACUUGUCACUUGGAAGCUAUCUCUAAAUGUAAACUAGUUGUAGUGUCGCGUGUCUCUAAAACAAUCCCAAGACUAGUCAAAUGCAGCUGGUGCUCCAAUAUGAGCUUUUGCACGUUUCCAGGGUACGAUUUGUAUUCAUUUAUAACUCGAUUCACUAAGUUAAUUUAGAGAAGGGUGUUGAGCAGUUUUCUGCGCAAAUAUAUGCGACAGUCGUCGAGAUGUUGCUGCAAACCUGCCAACUUCUUUGCAAGUUGCAAAGUAUUCUACGGCUAGCUAAGUAAAUACGUGUACAUACUGCAUACAUGUUAAGUUUAAAUGAUGAGUACCAAGAGGCAUUUAAUAGCAAAUUCUUGUAAAAUUCCUCUCUCAGUAAUAAAUAGGUGUAAGUAGACCGUAGUUUACAACUAAGACAACGUACGUAAAGUAUUGAACUUAAGUGGGACUAAAUUAUACAACAAACUAAAUCACUUCGCCAUCAAUGUGCAUUAUUAAAUCCGUUUUUAAGCAGGCGAGUCUAACAGAUAUGCAGCGCUUUCUGCCAUAUAAAUAUUUUAAUUAAAACGCUUAGUUUCAGCAUAAGUUUUGCUUGAAGUUGUUAGGCACGCCUACUGUAUAAAGAGCUUUUCUAGCCAAAUUGCAAUGUAGGCAUAUUGGAUAAUGUUAUUUUUAUAAGCUUGUAAUGCUUGUAUUACCAACAAUCAGCAAAACACCCAGUAUACUGAUCGACACUUAUUGUUCAACGUGUACGACUUAGUAAUCUUUGCAGUAGACGAAAUAAACCUCGGGAUUUGUGCAAUAUAUUCGCCAAUGUCUAAGAUUACAUUACACUACAGUCAAUGUAUCCUACACUAUCACAAUAAAUCAGUAAUUUAUUUUAAUAAAAUAGCAAUCGUUUCCUUGAUAGUAGAUGUUCGUCAACCACGCUGCGGUUAUAUUUAGUUGUACCAAAUAAAUAUAAAAAUCGCAAAAAUAGCUGACAACUAAACUUAACAUUUGUGCUUACAGAUUAUAAGAUAAUAUGUAUAAGAUGUGUUAUAAUGCUUUCCUCGUAAGGUAAGACUAAUAUUGUUAAUAAGAUAAGCACCAAUAAUUCUAUGAACGAUUUCAAAGAUCAUUCUCAAUGGGUAUGUAAAUAUUGAAAUUUCAAAACGCUACUAAGACUGCUUGAAAGUCCUUUAUAUCUGCUUAGUGAAGGCAACAAAUAAAAAUAAUUUUUUAUUA
Messenger RNA from Dendroctonus ponderosae (mountain pine beetle), 3896 nucleotides. RefSeq names its product protein Fe65 homolog. Lineage: Eukaryota; Metazoa; Arthropoda; Insecta; Coleoptera; Curculionidae. The transcript is spliced from 14 exons. Gene Ontology annotation, biological process: regulation of DNA-templated transcription. Gene Ontology annotation, cellular component: nucleus; cytoplasm. Gene Ontology annotation, molecular function: transcription factor binding; amyloid-beta binding. The coding region runs from base 299 to 2350 and encodes 683 amino acids. The record is from RefSeq and is a predicted model, not a curated record.